AGCGAACAACACGCCAAAUCCAUUCAAAGUGCACGUAAUUUCUAAUUGAGUGUCAAGUUUAAAGAUGAUCAAAAUGAAAAUAUUAGUUGUGCCUUUGCUACAGUCAAUUAUGCUAAUUGGCUCCCUGGAAGCGAAUUGCCCUGUUUUUCUCACCGUUUCGCUGACUGGCAAGACCCUGCAGGACACCUUUUUGGAGGUCAAUUGGGGUCCCAAUUGCUAUGGACCGCCCCAGUGGGUUGGCAUCUACGGCCAGGAUCCGACAAUCUCCAAUUUUCAGCCCGAAUUCCGUAUCGAUGGGAUUGCCAAUAGAACGGGCAAGAUGAUAACGCCAAUAAAGCUGGGUAAGCUGCAUUUUCCUGGUGGCUGGAAUCGACAGGAUGCCGGCGAUCAGCCUGCAAUCCGAUAUCCCACGGGCAAGUGUCUGGCUCACUUCGUGGCCAGCUAUAAUGGCACUGAGCUGCUCACCGUGGACUGUCUCAAGAUACAGCCCAACUGGAUAUCCCAGAUCAAGGACGUUAGUCAGAUGCCCCUGAAGAACAUCUUUCUGCCGGGCACCCAUGCCUCGGGUGCCUUCGUCGGUAGCUCCAACAAAACCAAUUCGAUUCUGGUCAGAGACUAUCUGGUGGCUCAGCAAUUCGAUGUUUGGUCCCAGCUCGUAUUUGGCAUCCGCUAUCUGGAUUUCAGCAUUGGUUACAAGAACAUGAAUACCGAAAAUGAUGCGGACAACUUUUGGGUUGCCAACGAGAACAUGCUUAUAACACCUUUGGUCGCCAUACUCCGUGAUGUUCGUUUGUUUGUCAAGCGAUCUGGGGAGAUGAUAGUGCUGGAUUUCAGUAGUUUUCCGAUCGGGUUCUACAAGCACCCGGAGAUCUACAGUUCACUGUUCCGACUUCUUCGCCAGGAGCUGGGCGAUGUGGCCUAUCGGCGCAAUGUCACCCAGGACGAGCACUGUGCUAACCGCAAUUUCCGGGAGCUACUGCAGCAGAAUAGACAUCUGGUGAUUCUGUUCCCCAAACAGGAAUUGCCUUAUCCCGAAAAUGAAUCGAAUAUGAUCUGUCCGCCAUGGCGACGCUUCAGCACCAGCUUCAUGAACAUCUCGCAAACACUGGACUAUAUGCGUCUGCUUUUUAGCAAAAAGCCAGAUUCGCCGGUGCGCGACGAUGGUUGGAUAUUCACCGCGGUGAGGAGUAUGGAGCAGACCUUGAACACCCACCAACUGCAGACGGCCAAGGAGCGGGCGGCGGUGCUCAAUCCCAAGGUUAAUCAGUGGCUUAAAGGUCCUUGGGGUAACAAUGCCAAUGUCGUUGCCAUGGACUAUUUCAGCAAUACCAAUAUUGUGGAUCUAGCCAUUCAAGUGAAUGCCCACAAGGCGUUUAUAAUGGCCAACGAGGAUUAUAUUAAUUUGGAAAUUUUGAAUUUGUGUUAGUAUUUCAUUUUAAUUCUAAAUUUCAAUAAACGAUAUUUUAAGAAGCAA
Messenger RNA from Drosophila elegans, 1474 nucleotides. RefSeq lists its product as uncharacterized. Gene Ontology annotation, molecular function: phosphoric diester hydrolase activity. The transcript has 4 exons. The coding region runs from base 65 to 1426 and encodes 453 amino acids. NCBI's taxonomy places the organism in Eukaryota, Metazoa, Arthropoda, Insecta, Diptera, Drosophilidae. The record is from RefSeq and is a predicted model, not a curated record. Gene Ontology annotation, biological process: lipid metabolic process.